This is a messenger RNA of Lodderomyces pseudojiufengensis, 3039 nucleotides long. RefSeq names its product leucine-responsive transcriptional regulator (gene LEU3). Gene Ontology annotation, biological process: regulation of DNA-templated transcription. The record is from RefSeq and is a predicted model, not a curated record. The coding region runs from base 1 to 3039 and encodes 1012 amino acids. Lineage: Eukaryota; Fungi; Ascomycota; Pichiomycetes; Serinales; Debaryomycetaceae. Gene Ontology annotation, cellular component: nucleus. Gene Ontology annotation, molecular function: zinc ion binding; DNA-binding transcription factor activity, RNA polymerase II-specific; transcription cis-regulatory region binding. The transcript has a single exon.
AUGACUACAACCAAAGAGACCAAUAGGGUGAACAAAAAUUCAUUUGAAAAUUUGGUACAUAUUGCAAAUAACAUUUCAAAUCGACUUGAUACUCAAACAACAAAUAAUAAUAAUACAGCAUCAAAUAAUUACGGUCAAUCUUCACCACAUCAACUUCAACCCACAUCAUAUCUGCCCAACAUCAAUCAUGAUCAUAUGGCUUUUGCUAAUCAACUGCUUCCCAUUGCUCAAAACUCCAACGUAAAACGAGAAUAUACUCCACCCAUACCAUCAAGUUCAUCAACUCCACCACUACAGUCAAAUCAGAAUGAUUCAACGAAAACUAAGAUGAAAAGAAUGGCUUGCGUAGAAUGCAGGCAACAAAAAUCAAAAUGUGAUGCGUACGAAAAACAACCAAAUCCAUGUACUAGAUGUUUUAAAAAAGGUCUACAAUGUGAUUUAAAAUCUGAUUACAAAAGAACUUAUAAAAGAGCUAGAAUUGCUCAAAUUGAAAAAGAAUUUUUGGAGUUGAAAAAAUCAUUGAAUACUGCUCAAGCUGCAGAAUUAUUGUCCAAAUUUCCAUCUUUAAUCGAAGGACAAAAUGAGCAAAUCCUUGGAUCAUCUAACAGUCAUAAUAUUCAUGGUAAUUCCAGCCCUGACUCGGCUCAAUACCCAACCAACAAUAACGGAAAUAAUACCAUACUGAUCAAGAAGGAAGUGAUGGAACCAUCAAUAAAUGAAUUAAAAAUCAAACCCCCAUUAAUAAAAAAAUUAACAACAAAUACUCAAACCGAUAAAAUAGAUAUAUCAGACGAACUAUUGGCAUGCGAAGAAAAAACGGUUGAGUCAAUUACAAUAUCUUCAAAUACGAUAAAGGACCUAUUCAAAGAGUAUAUCCUCAGAUAUCAUCCAAUUUUACCCGUUGUAGAUGUAACAAAAGGUCCAGAAAGAAUAUAUAGACUAUGUCCUCCAUUAUUUUGGGUUAUUAUAUUUGUAUCAUUAAGAAGGUUUAAGGAAGAUUAUUCUAAAACUUUACUUCUAGACCUAUCGCCUAUUGUCAAAGGAAUUUUAGCAGAAAUAAUGAUAUCACCAAUCACGAGAUACAGCCCAACAGAAGAUGACGAACCUAUAUAUAAUGUAAGCUCAGUUUAUUCAGUUCAAGCUUUUUUGCUUUACUCCUACUGGCCACCCAUUACAUCAUCAUUAAGUGCAGAUUCAUCAUAUAAUACCGUCAAUACUGGGUUUUUUCAAGCUAUUAGAAUCGGUUUACAUGCACCAUCAUCUUAUGUUUCCGGUAUCCCCACCUCCUCAAGUAAUCCUCAACAGUUGAAUAUUUUGAAAGAGCAAAUCAAAACUUGGAUAGCCUCAAAUGUGGCAUCACAAUUUAUAGCUACUGCCUUCGGGUUUCCAGCAUGUGUUCAAUUAGAUUCUUCAAUUUGGUUUUAUAAUCAACAAACAAGUGGAGAUUUGAAAAUACCCGAAAAUUUAAAGUCAAUGUUGGAAAUAGCACAAUUCGAAGAUCAAAUGGCGAAGGCUUUAAAUUCAAAUCCAGUGGAUCCUUGUGGUUUAACAGAUGCUCAAGAAAAAUUACCGUUAUUGAAAUUAUUUGCUAAAAGAUUAGAGAAUUUAGAAAAUUCCAUUGGCGAGCCUAGUAUAAAUAAUUCCUCAAAAUUUAGAACAUUUGAAUUGUUAGCAUCGAGAGUUCAUUUGUUUAGCUACUAUUUCAUUGAUUCAAUAAAAAUUCCCAAUUUCGAAUUACAAAAAGGUUUAAUUAAGUUGUACAAUUCUGCUAUCUCAUUAAUUAAAUAUUCAAAAGAUUGUCAAACAUAUGAUAAAAAAUUCAUAAAAUAUUUGCCUGGUGUAUAUUUGUUGAAUUUGUGGCAAGCCGCGUGUAUUAUUGGAAAAUUGAUACAUUCACCAUUGAAAAAAUUUAUUGAUGUAACGUUAGGUAAAUCUUGCUAUGAAUCAGUGGUUGAGUUAAACGCAAAGGCUUCGAUUUUGAAGCACGAUAUGGCAUUUAGAUCAAGUGGUAUAACAAGAAAUAUGUGGCUGCUUUUUAGAAAUUUAGACAAUAACGAUCCAAAUGCUUUCAGUAUAAGUAUCAGAAAUAGAAUGUCAGCUUCCGUGUUUUUUGAUUGUUUGAAUCUAGUUAGAGAAAAAGCUGGUAUUUCGAAAUUGAAUCCAACUAUCGAACCUAUGAAUGUCGUUGAAGAAAUUGAAGGUGGAGAAGAUGAGAAUGGCCCAUCUGCAAUUCAUUCUGACGAAGAUGAUAAACAACAUGAAGAGGAUAAUGAAAAUGCCAUUCUGGAUCCCGAAAGUAAGGACCAUGUUUUAUCAAUGAACAAUCCGGUAUCAACUAAUUUUAUCAACUCGAGAAAACAGAAGAACAAGAGAUCUUUGUCGAACACAGUAGAUGCUGAACAGAAAGCUAGACAAAUCAUUAGGACCAUUCCUCUAGAUCCAGAGCCGAUUUCAGCUGGGAAUGCAUCAAAACGUAGUUCGAUUUUCAAAGUUGUAAAUUCAUCAUCAGAAUCAUCACCCAUGACUAACAAAAGUGACAUGACCAACUCUCCCAAUACAAUAAGAAAUCAACAACAAGGAAGACUCCAGCAGCCACCCCCACAACCAUUGCCUCCAAAUUUUGUCAAUCAUGCUCGAUUCGAAAGUGGGAAUUCUUCCUCAAAAUCUAGUCCACUUCAACAUCAAAUUCAUCAUCAAGGUCAACAAAUUGAUAGUACUGAGAUAGCACAAAAUUAUAUUAGACCUGAGACUGGCAAUUUUGUUAAUGACUCUCAAGUACAGUAUACACAAACGUUUCAGCAAAAUCAACAACAAUUACCUAAUCAUUUGUCUGACCAACAACAUUUCGAUCAUCAACAACUUCAACAGCCAGAUCCAUCAGCUACUCAACACCAAACUACUUCCUCAAACUUUUCUUUCAAUGAAUCACCAGCAGGUCAGCUGGGUAUUGAAAGUUUAGAUUUGGACAAAUUUGAUAGUGAUAUGUUGUGGAGAGAUGUAGAUAGUGUCAUGAAUGAUUUUGGGUUUCAUCUUGGUUAG